Molecule: messenger RNA, 5842 nt
Organism: Schistocerca cancellata (South American locust)
Lineage: Eukaryota; Metazoa; Arthropoda; Insecta; Orthoptera; Acrididae
Gene: bi
Product: optomotor-blind protein
Exons: 9
Coding region: 1-2346 (781 amino acids)
Biological process (GO): positive regulation of DNA-templated transcription; regulation of transcription by RNA polymerase II; cell fate specification
Cellular component (GO): nucleus
Molecular function (GO): RNA polymerase II cis-regulatory region sequence-specific DNA binding; DNA-binding transcription factor activity, RNA polymerase II-specific
Source: RefSeq, a predicted model, not a curated record
AUGGCCUACCACCCGUUCCUGCUGCAGCGGCCCACGGACUUCAGCCAGCCGCCCCCGGCCCUGCCUCCGCCCCCGGCGGCGCCGGCCGUUCCUCCGCCGCCGCCGCCUCCGCCGCCCCCGCACCCGGCGACGGCGGCGGCGGCGCACCAGUACCACUUCCUGGCGGCGGCAGCUGCCGCGGCGGCGCUGGGAGGUGCCGUCGGUCCCUACAAGCUGCCCCCGGUCGCGGUGCCGCCCCCGCUGGCGGCGCACGCCGCCCACGCCGGCCCCGGCGGCCCGGCGCACGCCUACACCACGGCCGAGGAGGUGCUGGCGGCGGCGGUCGCGUCGCACCACCCGCACCACCCCGCGCUCGUGCGGCCGCUGAGGCCGCCGCUGCCGCCCGACGACGACGGCGUCGUCGACGACCCCAAGGUGACCCUCGAGGGCAAGGAGCUCUGGGAGAAGUUCCACAAGCUCGGCACCGAGAUGGUCAUCACCAAGUCCGGCAGGCAGAUGUUCCCGCAGAUGAAGUUUCGCGUGUCGGGGCUGGACGCGAAAGCGAAAUACAUCCUGCUGCUGGACAUUGUGGCCGCCGACGACUACCGGUACAAGUUCCACAACAGCCGGUGGAUGGUCGCCGGAAAGGCUGACCCUGAAAUGCCUAAGCGCAUGUACAUCCACCCGGAUAGCCCAUCCACGGGCGAACAGUGGAUGCAAAAAGUCGUUUCCUUCCAUAAGCUGAAGCUGACCAACAACAUUUCCGACAAGCACGGCUUUGUAAGUACUACCAUCCUCAACUCGAUGCACAAGUACCAGCCGCGCUUCCACCUCGUACGGGCCAACGACAUCCUCAAGCUGCCCUACUCCACGUUCCGCACCUACGUCUUCAAGGAGACCGAAUUCAUCGCCGUCACCGCCUACCAGAACGAAAAGAUCACGCAGUUGAAGAUCGACAACAACCCCUUCGCCAAGGGCUUCCGCGAUACGGGGGCCGGCAAGCGUGAGAAGAAAAGGCAGGCGCUACUGGCAGCUCAGAGGCAUCCCGUAUCGGACAGCGGCGGCGGCGGAGGCGGCGGCAUGCCCGGCGGCGGCCACCACCAGCCCGGCGGCGGCGGAGGCGGCGGCGGCGGGCCCGCGGGGGGCGUGGGCGCCGAGCUGAAGGCGCGCCAGGCGGCGGCGGUGGCGGCGGCAGCGGCGGCGGCCGCGGCGGCGGACGAGGACGACCGCCUGCUCGACGUGGUGGGCACCGGCGCAGACCCGCCCCCGCUACACCUGCACCACGCCCACUCCGGUGAGUCCCAACUCCGGCGCACAGCGUACGCUUCUGGCGAUGCGUCGCUACUGUGGCCGGUAACGCUCCGAAAGGGCAGGUACCGCUCGCAACCGACGCUCCUAAGCACACCUGAGCUACAGGAAGACGUCAAGACCUUACGGGCCCUCACGGGCCGGCCCUCAGCGUGGUUCUCGCUGUCCGCAGCGGGCUCGGCCCCCGACAUGUCGGCGGGCGAGGAGGCGGCGCUGCGGCGGCGGCUGCACCAGCACCAGCACGCGCACGGCCACGCCGUGCCGCCGCCGCCGCCGCUCGGCCACCACGACGACAGCGAGCGCGACGGCAGCGACUCGAGCUGCUCCGAAUCGACGGUGGCCGCCGCCGCCUUCAGCCGCGGCUCGCCGCCCCAGGGCGCCGCCGCCGGCGACUACCCGGCGCCCAACAUCUCCGUGGGGCCGCCCAUUCACCCGCCGCCCCACCUGCUGCCCUACCUCUACCCCCACGGGCUGUACCCGCCUCUGGCGCCCGGUCCGCCGCUGUCGCUGUUCGCGGGCCCCGGCGGAGCGCCCGGCGCCGCCCCCGGACUGCUUUUUAACGCGCAGCUGGCCCUGGCCGCGCAGCACCCGGCGCUCUUCGGCCACUACUCGGCGCUGCACCACCCGGCCGCGACAGCCGGCGGGGGCGGCGCCGGGGGCGGCGGCGCGCUGCACCACCCGCUGGGAGCCAAGGGCGGCCGCUUCGCGCCCUACUCGCUGCCCGGCAACUCCGUGGGCUCCGCCUUCGAGACGGUGACGCCCGGAGGCGGCACCGGCGGGGGUGGCAGUCCCAAAUCGCACCUGCACGCGCCGCCCCCGCAGCACACGCCUCCCGGGCCGCUGCCGCAGCCGACGCCCCUCGGACCGCUAUCCACCGGCUCGAGUUCGCCCCCAGCUUCGCCGCCGCACCAGCAGCAGCAUGAGGCGGCGCCGCCCCCACCACCCGCGCCCGCCGCCACCGCCAGUGAGCUCAAGAGCAUCGAGAAGAUGGUGAACGGCCUCGAGGUGAAACCGCGGGACGCCUCUCCCAAGUGCGGCGACGACAAGGUGGUGGUCUAGCGAUCGCGGACUCCCUUCGAUGUCGUCCUUUUCUCCAGUCGGCGCGGCUGAACCCGGGGUCGACGUCUCGGAGCGCCUCCAGUCCUUCAAUAUCUUCCACAGUCCAAAAGCCGGGCUGUUACCUUGUUGUACAGUUAGUAAUGUGCUAUCGACGAUAACUCUGACAGCAGAAUAAAGUGGGAGGAGCGAGCAUACGUUUCAGCGCUUCAUACACUGACUGGCGUCUUUCAGAGGCAGUAGUAAUUUAAUGGAGCAAUUUUGUUCAGAAAAUCCGUAUGAUGAUUGCGGUCUUGGUUGAGAUGUGCUUCUCCUACAGAAAGAACAACUGCUGUUCCAUCAACAAUUGAAUUCGGCUCCGUAUUGGUCAUCAUCAAAAGAAAUGUCUGAUGGUUAUUAAAACCAAUCAUUUCGUGUCACUAAUAAAAUAACAUCAUUUCGUGUCACUAUUGGAAGAGCACCCUUCUCUACGGACGUGCGUUUCAUUGUACACGCCGUCUAUAGUAAACAUAGGUGCUGCCUACAUUGCCGUGUCGUAUGUCUGCCUGUUGACUCUGCAUCCUCCUCCCACGUGUUCUCCGCGCUGUAAGAGCUGACAUCGUGUUUUAUACGAUAGAACACCGACUGAGAAAAAGGCUAUACAGACAAAGAACAAUUAAAAUUGCUGCAUUGAAGAUUUUUUGUUUAUAAUUUUUCCGCCUUACUAGAAACCGCUUAGUUUUGUGGAACUAACAGCGGCCUUGUCAAAUUCAUUUCCACUACCAUACAGAAGUUUGUAAUUUUGCCAAGAAGGACAGCGGACACGCCUAGAAACGAGUGCAACGAACCGUUGGUACAUGGACUUCUCUUUUGAAGAUAAACGAAAUGGACAUUUUGAUCAACGAGUUUCGACACACUAUCUGCCCCCCCAUCUGGAAACUAGCGUCGAAGUUGCGCUUUGUAAUACGAUAUCUACAGCUAGCUGUACACAUAUUAUACAUAAAUAAUUUUAAACUAUGUAAAUAGAAGAAGAUUCAGCAAAUAACAAUAUGCAUCAUGUACCAUAGAACGUCUGUGUAUAAGUGAAUAAAAUGUUUUAUUUAUACCAAAGAAAGUAUGUUUGUUUAUAAAAAAUACAAAAUUAUUGUCUCUUGUAAAUCAUAGUGAACAUACGAAGCUGGAACAUGUGCAGUGACGAAUAGAUGAAGUAGGUCUUUGAGCUUUUGUGUGUCCCUGGCCUGCCUUUGUAUAAUAAAACAAUUUUUAAGAAAUUGAAAAAGAUAAUAAGCACGUUUGUAAGUACAAUCAUGUAAUACUUUUCUGUUUACUGAUUUGUAAGGCAUGAUACGAUAACCUAUCUGCUUGUGAUCUUGUUUCAUUAACGACACGAUUUGUACGCCUCCUUUUAUAUGAGACGCAGUAAUUUUGUUGAGAACAUUGCCACACAUAUUAUACGACUUACCCUGACUCUGCAUGCGGAAUAUUUUAUGCAAUAUAUUCUGAAGAGUAUAAAUUUCUUACCUGUGACCCCAGUCUCGCCUGUAACUCAUGGAUUCACACAACAAUCGAAAAUAACAAGAACUCAUUCUUUUCUCGUAGCAUCCACAAUAUCUACCUGCCAAUAGUAGGGCUUUUAAACGUAGUUCUGGCUAGUAAUUUAUUGACGUUGUCCGCCAUUGAGGAAUAGAUAUGGGCACAUUCAUUAGUUUCUCAUAAAAAUGCCUAAAGAAAGCAUUAUCGAGUCACUGUGUUUUAACACAGUGUUAUAUUACAGGGAAAAUAACAGGAAACGUUGCAUUCAAUAGGGAUCAGUCAGCAGCCAAUUUUUUUUUUUAUCUGGAAUGUAGUGUACGUUAAGUAAGUUCACGACACCCAUGUGCAAUUUUUAUAAUAAAUAAGUUCUGUAAGGAGCUUCUCAUAUUUCAGUUCCACAUGUGGUAUAAGAUACAGAUCUUGGGCAUUGCUCACUGCAUAGAUACUCUAUACAGGCGUUUUCAGAUCCUUGGUGGUAUAAAAGCUGGACUCGUUUCCAGCGUUCUGGAGAACGUGGCCCUAAGACUCCCAUUUCUGAAGAUCCUUCCCAGCUCUCAAUCUCAGAGCUGAUUGGCCUUUAACGAUACGUGUGUCCUUGCAACAUAUUCUAAGGCGUGCUGAUACAUCACAUCCACGGUUUCCAGUGGGUUUUGUAUGGUUCUUCUUGAGUGGAGGAAGUCAGAGCAUAGAAACAAAAGACUUUUCAGCUACUGGAAUCGAAGAUGCUGGCUGUACAGUUAUCACUGGGAGUCAGUUAGAAACCCUCGUGCUCUGAAAUAUUGGUGAGAACCAUGAUACCACAUUUUAUGAAUCAGCUCAUCACAUAAGUGUUGUGGCAGUGUAACAGGGAUUAAAUUUCUGCACAGAAUUGUGCUUCAAUUUUACUGUCGUACUGUAACUACAUAGACUACCGACCAAUAUGCGAAAUUAGUUCUGUAAUAUCCUGCUGAAGGGCAUACUGUCUUCCAUAAGAUGAAAGUGUAAGAACAGAGUAGGCAGUUUUUGACUACUAGAUCUAAUGCAGCGGUUCCAUACAUUUUCCUGUUAUGGACCCUUAAAAAAUUACACCUUCCCAUGGAUCCCAAUUUCAUACUACAGUGGCUGCAAAACCAAAACAUUCUGUUGAAUACUGCUGUUACCUUCUGUUACCAUAUUACCACCACAUGCAAAAUCAGAUAACCAUAUCAGAGUUGGCAGCAUCUUUUUUUUUUUUUUUACUUAAUUUUCAUAAUUGACUUCAAAUACCUUUUGCUAAAAACUCUCUGCACCAAUGGGAAGUAUUAGUAUUCUGAGUAAUACAGUUUGGAAACCACUGCGGUAGCGGAUGUACCCGAUCUAUGUCCGCUAAUUUCGUUAUUGUUAAUGAAACACAUAUAUUUGAAAAAUACUGCACUCCUGUAUCAAAUUUUUCUUUUAAAUAUGUUUUGCUCUUGGAACAGCUAAUUACCAAUACACAAGUUUCUCUCGAACCUACAAGCAAGGUUUUUAUGAUCCAAAUAAAACAAAUUCACCACCUGUCAUCCAUAUCUAGGAAAAGGCAUCACGGUUUCCAGUGGCGAGCCUGUUUCCUCCCAGUCGUAUUACAAGAGCUUGCCUGCUUCUCAUUAUUUUCUGUUGAUUUCGUUAAAACUGCAUAGAAAUAUAGUUAUGAUGACAUUACCGAUUCGCUACUUUAAAAGUAUUUUUUAGUUAUUCAUACAUGUAAGCACUUACCUCUCGAGUUGUGUCUUACUACUUACUGCUGUAUUGUAAUUGCGUUGGGGAAGCCGCUUCUCGCCACAUAUAACUGACAGGGAAUACAGGUAUGUCGCUGGCGCCUUUCCCCGCUUGCAACUCCAUAAAUGCGAAGCUGUCAAGACAAUGACGAAACGGUUCUGUCCACUUCUCCCGAACUGCAAAUACUUCACAGGAAAAGUGAAGGAACCGAACUCUUAGCAAUAAAUAACUUUUUCUUAGGCUGCUGUUAUUAUUGUGAAAUAAAGCCGUA